Chinchilla lanigera (long-tailed chinchilla) is the source of this 4018-nucleotide messenger RNA. RefSeq names its product endoplasmic reticulum aminopeptidase 1 (gene Erap1). Gene Ontology annotation, molecular function: zinc ion binding; metalloaminopeptidase activity; peptide binding. Gene Ontology annotation, biological process: peptide catabolic process; proteolysis. Gene Ontology annotation, cellular component: cytoplasm. NCBI's taxonomy places the organism in Eukaryota, Metazoa, Chordata, Mammalia, Rodentia, Chinchillidae. The record is from RefSeq and is a predicted model, not a curated record.
AAGGGCGUGAGCCUCCCCGCCGGAUCCCGCAGCCUGCAGGCCUGCGUUGCGCUCCCGUCCAGACUCAGGGCCCGAGACCGCGCCCCGCCGCCGCCGCACCCCGGGCUCCCCGCGCAGCCGGGCUUCAGCCCUCCGCGCGCUCCCAGGCCUCGCUUUCACUUUCGGCAGUUUGGGCAGGAAGAUGGAGCCUCUGGUUCUGAGGUGGCCACUUGCAAGCAUGCCAUUUCCGCUUCCCUCACUACUGACUCUCUUAGCCGUGUCAACUCUUUCAUGGUGUCAGAACAGUGACACUGCAUCUCCAGAAGCUAGCGAUGGAUCUCCAUUUCCUUGGAACAAAAUGCGACUUCCUGAGUAUGUCGUCCCAGUUCAUUAUGAUCUCAUGAUCCAUGCAAACCUCAGCACGCUCACUUUCAGGGGCACCACGGAAAUAGAAGUCACAGCCAGCCAGCCCACUAGUGCCAUUGUCCUGCAUAGUCACAACCUGCAAAUUUCUAAAGCCACCCUCAGGAGAGGAGCGGGACAGCAGCCAGCGGAAGAAUCACUGAGGGUCCUGGAAUAUCCCCCUUAUGAACAAGUUGCUCUUUUAGCCCUUGAGCCCCUCCUCGUUGGGCUUCCGUAUACAAUUGUCAUUGACUAUGCUGCCAAUCUGUCUGAGACGUUCCAUGGAUUCUAUAAAAGCACCUACAGAACCAAGAAGGGGGAAGUGAGGGUGCUUGCCUCCACACAGUUUGAACCCAUUGCAGCUAGAAUGGCCUUUCCCUGUUUUGAUGAACCUGCCUUCAAAGCGAGUUUCGCCAUCAGGAUCAGAAGGGAGCCAAGGCACGUGGCCAUCUCCAACAUGCCUUUGGUGAAAUCUGUGACUAUUGCUGAAGGACUCAUAGAAGACCAUUUUGAUGUCACUGUGAAGAUGAGCACCUACCUGGUGGCCUUCAUUAUUUCAGAUUUUGAGUCUGUCAGCAAGAUGACCAAGAGUGGCGUCAAGGUCUCUGUGUACGCCGUGCCAGAUAAGAUAAACCAAGCAGAUUAUGCCCUGGACGCUGCUGUGACUCUGCUAGAAUUUUACGAAGACUAUUUCAGUAUACCGUAUCCGUUACCCAAACAAGAUCUUGCUGCUAUUCCUGACUUUCAGUCUGGUGCCAUGGAAAACUGGGGCCUGACAACAUAUAGAGAAUCUGUUCUGUUGUUUGAUGCAGAGCGGUCUUCUGCGUCCAGCAAGCUUGGCAUCACAAUGACUGUGUCCCAUGAACUUGCUCACCAGUGGUUUGGAAACCUGGUCACUAUGGAAUGGUGGAAUGAUCUUUGGCUAAAUGAGGGAUUUGCUAAAUUUAUGGAGUUUGUGUCUGUCAGUGUGACCCAUCCUGAACUGAAAGUUGAAGAUUAUUUCUUCGGCAAGUGUUUUAAUGCCAUGGAGGUUGAUGCAUUAAAUUCCUCACACCCCGUGUCCACACCUGUGGAGAAUCCCGCUCAGAUCCGGGAGAUGUUUGAUGAUGUUUCUUAUGAAAAGGGUGCUUGUAUUCUGAAUAUGCUAAGAGAGUAUCUUAGUGCUGAUGCAUUUAAAAGUGGAAUUGUGCAAUAUCUCCAAAAGUACAGCUAUAAAAACACAAAAAACGAGGACCUGUGGAAUUCUAUGGCAAGUAUUUGCCCGGCAGAUGAUACACAAACCCUGGAGGGCUUUUGUUCCCGAAGCCAGCAUUCAUCUUCCUCUGCACACUGGCGUCAGGAAACUGUGGACGUGAAGGCCAUGAUGAACACCUGGACGCUGCAGAAGGGCUUUCCCCUGAUAACCAUCACAGUGAGAGGGAGGAACGUGCACAUGAAGCAGGAACACUACAUGAAGGGCUCUGACGGUGCCCCAGAAACUGGGUACCUAUGGCAUGUUCCACUGACAUUCAUCACAAGCAAGUCAGACUCGGUCCAGAGAUUUUUGCUGAAAACAAAGACAGAUGUGCUCAUCCUCCCAGAAGCAGUGGAAUGGAUCAAAUUUAAUGUGGGAAUGAAUGGCUAUUACAUUGUGCAUUACGAGGAUGAUGGAUGGGAUUCCUUGACUAGCCUCUUAAAAACGACGCACACAGCGAUCAGCAGUAAUGAUCGGGCCAGUCUCAUUAACAAUGCCUUUCAGCUUGUCAGCAUUGGAAAGCUCUCCAUUGAGAAAGCCUUGGAUCUAACCCUGUACUUGAAACAUGAAACUGAAAUCAUGCCCGUGUUCCAAGGGUUGCAUGAGUUGAUUCCUAUGUAUAAGUUAAUGGAGAAGAGAGAUAUGAUUGAAGUGGAAACUCAAUUCAAGGCCUUCCUCAUCAGGCUGCUGAGGAACCUCAUUGAUAAGCAGACCUGGACAGAUGAUGGCUCGGUCUCUGAGCGGAUGCUUCGGAGUCAGCUCCUCCUGCUGGCCUGUGUGCGCCAGUAUGAGCCCUGUGUGCGGAGGGCAGAAGGCUAUUUCAGAAAGUGGAAGGAAUCCAAUGGAAACCUGAGCCUGCCUAUCGACGUGACCUUGGCAGUGUUUGCUGUGGGGGCCCAGAACACCGAUGGAUGGGAUUUUCUUUUUAGUAAAUAUCAGUCUUCUUUAUCCAGUACCGAGAAAAGCCAAAUUGAAUUUGCCCUGUGUGUAAGCCAAAAUAAGGAAAAGCUUCAGUGGUUACUAGAUCAAAGUUUUAAGGGAGAUAUAAUAAAAACUCAGGAGUUUCCACAUAUUCUUACAUUCAUCGGCGGAAACCCAGUGGGAUAUCCAUUGGCCUGGCAGUUUCUGAGGGAGAACUGGAAUAAACUUGUACAAAAGUUUGAACUUGGAUCAAAUUCCAUAGCCCACAUGGUAAUGGGAACAACAAACCGAUUCUCUACCAGAACGCGACUUGCAGAGGUGAAAGGAUUCUUCUACUCUUUGGAAGGAAAUGGCUCUCAGCUCCGCUGUGUCCAGCAAACUAUUGAAACCAUCGAGGAAAACAUACGUUGGAUGGAUAAGAAUUUUGAUAGAAUCAGAGUGUGGCUGCAACACGAAAAGCCUGAACUGCUGUAAACAACCAUAUCUUGCUAAGUUCUCAUGAUCCGUAUCACCCAAAUUUUGUUGAAUGUGAAUAUUUUCAAACUAGAGAUUUUUUUUUUUUUUGCUACAGCUGAAGAUACUCCUCUUCCCUUCAACUCUAUCCUUUAAGCAUUUCUGUGAAAAGACUGGCCAUCAGUAUUUCCAUCUAUGGACUAUUGCUUUCACUUACAGGUGUUGCCCUGCAAUGUAAACACAACUAGUGCGCUCUCUACUACGGAGGGGUAAAGCGCUUUAUUCUGCUCACUUUUUGUUGUACAUUUAAACCCUGCAGUGUUCACAUCCCUCAAGCCCUGUAUGUCUGCAAUUCAUGUGCUGUUUCCUCAGUGCCCUUAGAAAAGCCAGUCGUGAAGAACACCGAGUGCCUGGAUCAAUCGCUAAUAAGGGAGGCAGCUACCUGGAGCUCUCCACAUGUGCCGUCCACCCUCUCUUCCUUGCUUCACGUCCCGAUGCUGAUCUGUGGAGCCCAAGCCAUCAGGUUUCCUUGCCCUCUGGAUACUGGUCAGUGGAGAGCCCCAAGAGUUUAUCUCUUCUGGAAGAGAGAGGGCAUUUAUGCCCACAGGAAACACCUUUCAUUUAAAGUUGUACUGGAGAGCUUUUAAGGGAGAUGAUAUUUUCUCUCUCAGCUCCUCACCUGGCCUAUUUUUUUUAAUUCCUUAAAAACUCAUUAUUGGCAUUUAUUGCCAGUACAUAAUUGCAGAGUCACCAGCCGGUGAUAAUAUAUUAUGAAACAAAAUAUUUGCUUAUAAUAGACAUAGAGAAGACAAGAUAGUCUACAGUUCUGAAUUGAAGUCUUACAUAGGAAUUUGUGAAUAGACGCAUAAAUUUCAAGGCAAAACAAUAUGACUAAUAUGAAAAAUGUCAAAACGUGUUUGCUCUAAUACACUGGAAUAGAUUGGCUUUUACACAAUUCCAUUUUUAUACCCAGUGCGUGGUUGAUGGUUUGAGAAAUGAAAAUAAAAACAAAUCACUUGUGAUUUCUUA